GAAACUUGUGAGGCAUUUUUUGCAGCACCCCAAUAAUAUUGAAGAUCAGUGAUGAUCAAUGGAAUCUAUUUGGCUUUGAAAAUGGGCCUAAUCUUCGGAAGGAAGCAAGCACUUCUUUGUGGAGUCACUUACCGGAACAAGAAUUACAGCCUCAACGGAACUAUCAAUGAUGUGAGAAGCAUAAAAAGCUUGUUGAUUCAGCGCUUUGGUUAUCCUGGGGAGUGUAUUCGCGUCCUCACAGAAGAAGAGAACGGAAAUGAUUUAACUACAACGAAGAAGAAUAUAGAAGACUCCUUAAAAUGGCUUGUGGAGGGUUCAGAGUCUGGAGACUCAUUGGUGUUCUUCUUCUCUGAACAUGGCUUACGACAACCUGAUUUCAGAAACGAUGAGCUAAUUGAUGGGUUUGAUGAAACUAUCUGUCCGGUUGAUUCUAUAGAACAAAGUAUGAUCGUAGACAAUGACAUUAUAAAUUCCACCAAUAUUGUACGUCCGCUAAAGGAGGGUGUCACGCUUCAUGCAAUUGUGGAUGCUUGUCAUAGUGGAACCGUUCUUGAAUUAGAGUACACAUACGCCCUACAUGACAGACACACACACACAUAUAUUCAUUCUAGCCGUAUAUAAUUACUGGUUACUUAG
Messenger RNA from Juglans regia (Persian walnut), 636 nucleotides. RefSeq names its product metacaspase-3-like. Lineage: Eukaryota; Viridiplantae; Streptophyta; Magnoliopsida; Fagales; Juglandaceae. Gene Ontology annotation, biological process: proteolysis. Gene Ontology annotation, molecular function: cysteine-type endopeptidase activity. The record is from RefSeq and is a predicted model, not a curated record. The transcript has 3 exons. Bases 52 to 621 code for a protein of 189 amino acids.